Molecule: messenger RNA, 906 nt
Organism: Juglans regia (Persian walnut)
Lineage: Eukaryota; Viridiplantae; Streptophyta; Magnoliopsida; Fagales; Juglandaceae
Product: ankyrin repeat and SAM domain-containing protein 1A-like
Exons: 3
Coding region: 97-906 (269 amino acids)
Molecular function (GO): protein binding
Source: RefSeq, a predicted model, not a curated record
UCUACAACAGCCAACUGAUCAGACUUAUAACUUACAAGCCGACAGUUAAUUUUGGAGAAAAUAUAUCCCUCCCUCCCAUCCGGCUAGCGUUAAAAUAUGGCAGCUACGUCGGAGGAGAGUACGAUGCUUCCCGGACAUCGGGAUGAAGAUCAGUUACUUAUAAGGAACUUGUACAAUGCUGUGCGAGCCGGUAAUUUGGAAGAGACAAGACAUAUUCUUGAGUAUUAUCCUGAGGCAUUGAAUAUGAGAAUCACAUAUAAAAACGAAACGGCUCUUCACAUUGCUGUUAUAUAUGGACAUGAGCAUAUAGUGGAGUUGUUGGUGAAUCAAAUGUCCAAUGAGGGCCUGACAAUGUAUGAUUAUGACGGCAACACAGCUCUAAUCUUGGCUGCCAUGCUUGGGAAAUGUCGAAUGGCUGAGUGCAUGCUUCGAAAGUACCCUUGCUUGAUCCGUAUUAGAGAUUCCAAACGUAAUAGGCUUCCGGUUGCUUGGGCAAUGGAAUUCGGGCAAAUAGAAAUGGCGCGCCGUUUGUAUGAUCUUACUUGUGACGAAGAUUUGAUUCCACAAGAUAAUGAUGAGGAGAUUCAAUACUCCGAUACUGCUACGCUUCUUAACAAUGCUAUCUACACGGGAACUUUGGAUAUUGCUUUGCGAUUAAUCCGACGCUGGCCACGUUUGGCACUGACUCGUGGCAACACCAGAUUCUUGGCAAAACCGGACUCCGAGUUUCUACUCUCCUACGCACUGACACAGUCUCCCAUCUAUGCAUUGACCUCUAUGCGUCAAUCCUUCUCAAGUGAAAAUCAGCUUGGAUUUUGGAAAAAACGCAUCUACUCGUGUAUUACCACUCUCUCCUUUAAUUCUCUUGCUUUAUAUUGUACAUUUUGUAAUAUUAUUCAAUAUUAA